Messenger RNA from Phytophthora sojae, 405 nucleotides. RefSeq lists its product as hypothetical. Lineage: Eukaryota; Oomycota; Peronosporomycetes; Peronosporales; Peronosporaceae. The record is from RefSeq and is a predicted model, not a curated record. Bases 1 to 405 code for a protein of 134 amino acids. The transcript has 2 exons.
AUGAAGCUGCAGGAGGUCAGCACCACGCUUCUCGACGUGCGCGACAUCUUUGAUGCGCUCGUCGAGAAGCAUCCCGUUGUCGACAAGCACCUUGUAGCCGAUGCUGCCAUCACCGUCGCCGCCGCUACCGUAACUCCCAGCCCCGGAGGGCGACCCCAAGGCUUCGUGGACCAGGUCCUGUCGGCGAGGAAGAAGCCGCGCACGGCGCAGAAAAAGUUUGGAGGGGUACGCUACAUCCCUCCAACUUCUAACGCUGUCGAACGUUUGUUCAGUGUCGCGAAGCACACGCUGUCGAACAACCGACAGGGUAUGCUACCGGUGCACCUUGAAACGGUGCUGUUCUUGAAGCUUAAUCGGCGCUUCUGGAAUGCGGGUACCGUCACCAAGGUGGUGAACGGACAGUAA